Molecule: messenger RNA, 6345 nt
Organism: Amaranthus tricolor (Joseph's coat)
Lineage: Eukaryota; Viridiplantae; Streptophyta; Magnoliopsida; Caryophyllales; Amaranthaceae
Product: BTB/POZ domain-containing protein NPY2
Exons: 3
Coding region: 4573-6171 (532 amino acids)
Molecular function (GO): protein binding
Source: RefSeq, a predicted model, not a curated record
UCAUCUUAAAAAUAUCAUAUGAAAAUUUCAUUGAUCUUGUUUACUUGUGCCAAACACCCUCUAAUUGAAAAAACACCCAUAAUUUAACUUAAACAAACUUCCAAAUCACCCAAUUGCUCAUCCUCAAUUGCCUUGUAGGAAGUAGGAGUAGAUUGAUUGUUUGACAGUAUAUUCCAUUUUAUUGGGUUCUGUUGGUGUUUACAUGGAGAGUGAGUUCUGGGUUUUGUUCAAUUCCCCAAAAUUUAGAAAACCAAAAUGGUCAAAUUUUCAUCCAUGUAUUGGGGUGAUGUAUUUUUAUGAAGUUUAGUUAGGUCGAGAGAAAGAAAGAAUAAGGGAAAGGUUAAUGAAAAAUGAGUUUAAGAUCUUAGUAUUUAGAUAGUGAAAAUGAUAUACAUUCUUUGUGAAUCAAUAAUUGCUAAUUGCUAUAUUUUUUCUUGUACGUAAUAAAAUGUAUAUUUUAAUAGUAAAUAUAUUUAUUUUAAUUAAAUAAAAAAAUUAUAAAAAUUAUAUAAGAAAAUUAGAUUUAAGAAAAACAAAAUAAAAUUUUAUAUGAUUAUAUUAUUUUUUUAUGUAUGAGUCGAAAUUGAACUGAGAAAAUAUAGACUCUAACCGAAACAAAACCUAAUUUUGGACAUUAUGAAUUUUACUCUUGAUACUAUAAUGGAAAAUUUCAUAAACCUUGUUGAAGGUUCAUAUAUUUAGGUAGAUUUGUUUGUGAUUCAUCUAUAGAUUCUCAUGUGAUUCUUCAGAUUUCUCAAUUGAUUUCCCUUGACUGAAGUUGUUUGUUGGCAGUUAAUGUUUGAUUUUUAACCUAAUAUUAAAAUCUCUAUGCAUCGUUGUAAUCUUCUAAAUCACUUGCAUUAUUUAAUUAUCAAUAGAUGCUUUAUGUCUACUAUUAUUUUGUUGUUCUCCUUAACUGAUGCCCAGAUGCUGUUUUCAGUUGCAGAUUUUCCAGCUUCUAUAGUGUACUAACGGUAACAUUACUUUUUUAUGAAUUAAAUUGUGGCUAUUGGUGAAGUAAUUGGGAUUGAUAUUAUAUUAUUUGUUUUUGAUUAAUGUGUUUGGAACUUGAAAUUUUGAAUAUCAUCUUCCGAUUCAGGAUUCUUAGUAAAAGAAUUUUUUAGGGUUUUAAAUUGGGAUCGAUAUAAUAUUAUUUAUUUUUGAUUAAUGUGUUUGGAACUUGAAGUUUUGAAUAAUGAAUAUCAUGUUCAGAUUCAGGAUUCUUAGUUUAAUGAAUUUUUUAGGGUUUAAAAUAAGAAAGGAAAGUGAGACUUAAAGGAAAGAAAUAUUAAGAAAUAGAGAAAAGGUAAUGGUGGGAGUUAGGAGUCAGAUAUUGCUUGAGGUUGUCACUGGUUAUGGAGAAUAUUUUAGUAGUUUGAAUCUGUUGGCUAUGUCUCCUUAUUUCACUUGGUUUACCCGUGGUUCUUGGGGUUUGCCGCGGCACAAGGAAACAGGCAUUUCUUGGGUUCUCUUGCCAUUGAAGAGAGCCCUUUAUUAAAACUCACUUAAUCCCAUUUUUUUCUCUCUUUCCUAUUCACCAUUCUGCCUUUGUUUCUGCCAAGAUUCGAUUUUGCUGGCUGCAUAUGCCCUUUUCCUUAAGUUCUUUCUAUAUUGCCUUGAAAUUAGUUCAUUUUGUGAAAUCUAGUUAUAUGGUGAAUGGUCUUUUUCUUGGGGGGUUAACAUGUUUCAUUUUCAGAAAAUUGUUUUCUUGAAUAGUGCAUAUGCUGCGUGAUCGUAAACACAUUAGUAUAGUCUGGAAGAAACUGAUGUUCUAGGAUUGAUUAGCUUUCGUGUGGGCAUAGUACACUUUUGUGUAGAAGCGACGUCAAUCCGGGUCAUUACAGAGAACAAUGAAGUUUAUGAAACUUGGAUCGAAGCCAGAUACAUUUCAAAGUGAAAAUAAGAAUGUCAGGUGAUAUUUUUGAACUUUACUAAGAUGUUAGUCAAUGAUCAAAUGUAUAAUUUAUGUGCUGUCCUGUUUCGUAAAAUUUGUUUUUGCACUAUUUUCUGAUUUGCUCAUUAUGAAUUCUCAUGCUAGGAACUUCAGCAUACCACAUAGUUUGAUCAAUUUUAAAUAGUUUGAAAAUUCAACCGAUGAAAUGUCUCAAAUCAAAAGUUUUAUAAGGGAAUAUUCCUAUAUCGUCUAUAUCGAGUGUGAUUUGUGAUUUAUCUACCAACAGAUCUAACCAUUUAAUUUAGAGUAUGUGAUAGUGAUUUUAGUUGAUCUUGGGAUCUUUCCCUUUUUUCCUAUAUUGGAAUAAAUGGAACACUAUGGUUUUGUUGAGGCUUUCUCUUCCAUCUAAAAGGAUCUACGGAGAAAAGGGAUUGUGGAUUUGUAAGGAUGUACAGGACUGGGGAAGCCAGAACAUACUACUAGAAUUUUCAUCUGAUUAGAUCUGUUUUUCGCAGCUGAAACUUUUUUCUGUUUGGUGUAAAUUGCUUGUAUAUACUUUCCGUUUUUUGAUCUGUAUUUUCAUCCAGCUUUUAAUCACUAGUUACUGUUAUGUUAGAGGAAAAUCAAUAAUCAAAUAGUAAUCUCUUGAACAUAAAAAAUGCCAGUCUUUGAAGAUCUGUACUCUAUUCAGGACUUGAUAUCUAGUUUUCUUGGAUUCAGUUUUUAAUCUGUUGCUUGUAAACCUUUGUGCGUCAUAAAUAACUGUAUCUAGUUCUGUGAUUCUUCUAUCUGUAGUUUGGAUUGAAUAAAGGUUUCGAUCUGAACUCAAUUCUAUAAUUCGUAGAGAGUCAGGAUUUGUUCUUGAGCAGACUUAUCAACGCCUUGCUCUGAAUAUUAUGGUGUAUCUUACACAUUUAAUUCCUUGAAUUUGAAGUUCUUUUGUGUCAUUAUAGUUGUGAGUUUGUGACUAAGGAUCAUGUUUUGGAUUUCGUGUGAGGAUAAAAGCCAGGAGAUUUUUUAUUUACGCUUUAGGAGUAGUAGAGUACGUCAGUCCUGCAUCUGCAAGGACCAAGGAGUUAUAAAUGACUCCUAUCAAAUAUUGAUUCUUUGUGAUUGCGAGGUUACCUGUUAAUAUAAGGUGUUACUUCCAUAGUCUGGUGUGAAAUAGAUGCAAAUUGAACUGUCUCACUGGAUAGGUGUAGCUCACCUUGUAAUGCCUGGAUUCUUGGGGAUAGAUCCUGGCUAGUGUAACCUCAAUGACCUAAACUAAAACUAGAGUAUAAGGACUAAAAAUAGGCAAGGUGAUUGUGUCCUGUGGAAGUUGUUACACUCUAGCACAUAAUAAAAGGACAACACUGUGAGUUGUUUCCACGUAGGAGAGGGUCUGGAGAAGGGUCUCACCACGGAUGUGUAAUGUAGGCACAACUUACCCUGGAAGUCGCUUCCUGAACUCGAAUUCAUGACCUUUCAUUCACACAGGGACACCUGGUGCGCCAAGGCUCCCCUUUAGUAUCCUUUAUUAUAAACAGAUACUAGUCUAGAAGUACUUGCAGUUUGCGUUAUAACUUCUGACUCAUUUUGUUCUCUCAUGCUUUCCUUUCAAAAAGGGAAAGAUUGUGUAUAUCACAUAAUUCAUUCAAAGUUCUUAGACUAUUGUUAUUACUUAAGAGGACGAAUGAAACUAACUAAAAAACCCAAAAGAUUGGUAUAAUGUCAAAAAAGGGCGAUACAACAUCUGGAACAAGUAUCAAACUUAAAUACAUUAAAACCUAACAACGUAAAUUUAUGCACGAAGAUCAUAUUAUAGAUCUAACAAUUCUUAUAACUCUUUAAUGUAUCAUAUCUUAAAGAGACCUCAUAAAUGGUAUUGAUAUUACCAACUAACUUGUUUGGGACUUACUAGAAUUAAACCGAUGGAAGCUCCUAACGGAAGAAAUAUUGAAGGCUAGGGAUUUUAUGGGAGGCUACCGUAUCGGCACCUAACUUGUUGAAUACAUCUUGAAUUGAUUUCCCUAAACUGGCAAAAUGAUUUAUCAUGGAAUGUCAAUGGUUUCCUGAUUCAACCACAUAUUACAGAAUCAGAUCAUUGACACAAAUGGAAGGAGUUUGAUUUAUUGUUUUAAUUCCAUCUCGUGGAAUAAAUGAUGUUUUGAAGUUAUCAAUUAAAGUGAGAAUAAAUUAUGAAAUAUUUCUGCAAAUUUCUUUCUUGUUUUCUAUCUGGGUUAACUGCAAUUCAAAGGUAUUGAUGUUAAUCAACCUAUAUUCCCUGUGUCCUUAUGAGGUUGCACCAUAAGACUCGAAAAGCUCCCACAUUUUUUGAGUUAUGUUAUGCAAACACAAAGGGACAUAGAGAGUAUUUUUUUAUUGGUGUUCUUUUGUGUUGUGUACAUAGAGGUUUCAAAGAGUUGACUUGGAUAUUAAUUAUCUAUGUUCCAUGCCAUGUGUAGGUAUGUGGCUGCAGAGCUGGCUUCUGACAUUGUUGUCAAAACUGGAGAUGUGAGAUUUUAUCUGCACAAGGUGGCUUGAAUUGUUGUUCACAGUUCCCUCUGCUAUCCAAGAGUUCUCUGUUGCAAAAAUUAGUUUCAGCAGCAAAUGAACAAGGCAGCGAUGAAGUCACAAUCACAGAGAUUCCUGGAGGACCAGCUGCUUUUGAAAUUUGUGCCAAAUUCUGUUAUGGAAUGGUUGUUACCUUAAACGCUCACAAUGUCAUUGCUGCUCGUUGUGCAGCUGAGUACCUGGAGAUGUAUGAAACAGUGGAGAAAGGUAACCUCGCAUACAAAAUCGAUGCCUUCCUGAACUCGGUCAUUUUUCGGAGCUGGAAGGACUCGAUCAUAGUUCUUCAGACAGCUAAGUCUACACUCCCUUGGUCUGAGGAUUUGAAGUUGAUCAGUCAUUGCGUCGAGUCUAUUGCUUCUAGAGCAGUAAUUGACACUUCUAAGGUGGAUUGGUCAUACACAUAUAAUAGGAAAAAGCUUCCGGAAGAAAAUGGAAGUGAUCCAAAUUGGAAUGGUGUUCGAAAUUACAAAGUGGUGCCAAACGACUGGUGGGUUGAGGACUUGUGUGAACUGGAGAUUGAUUUGUAUAGGAGGGUUAUUAUCAGUAUCAAUGAAAAACAAAUUAUUUGUGGCGAAGUGAUUGGAGAAGCUCUCAAAGCUUAUGCCUAUCGACAAUUUCCUGGUCUCAUCAAGGGUGUGACAAAAACUAGUGACUUAACGAAUUACCAAUCUAUGGUUGAAACGAUCAUUUUUCUGCUGCCUGAUGAAAAAGGCUGUGUUUCGUGUAAUUUUUUACUCAAACUGUUAAAAGCCACGAUACUAGUGAACUCUGGUGAAGAGGUGAAACAAGAUUUAAUUAAGAAAAUAGGACACCAACUAGAGACAGCCUCGGUCAGUGAUCUUUUAAUUAGAGCACAGGAAGGAGAUACUUUGAUGUAUGAUGUGGAUAUUGUACUUAACAUAGUGAAAGCGUUUUUUGUCAGAGAUCGAAGUUCUGAAAUCGAAGCACUAGAGAGCUAUGAGACUCCCGAAUUUAAAAAUCAUGGGAUAUUAUCUGAAGCCUCAAAGCUAAUGGUCGCGAAAUUAAUUGAUAAUUACCUUGCUGAAAUCGCUAGGGAUCAAAAUCUUCCGGUGUCGAAGUUUGUUGAACUUGGAGAGAUGAUAUCAAGCAUUUCAAGGCCGGGACAUGAUGGGAUUUAUCGUGCAAUUGACAUGUACCUCAAGGAACACCCAGGGAUCAGCAAAAGUGAGAGAAAAAGGAUAUGUAGGCUCAUGGACUGCAAGAAACUAUCAGUAGACGCAUGUAUGCACGCGGUGCAGAAUGAAAGGCUUCCACUGAGGGUAGUAGUUCAGGUACUUUUCUUUGAGCAGGUCCGUGCUUCAGCUACAUCAGGAAGUAGCACCCCUGACCUUCCGAAGAGCAUUCGAGACUACAAUAACGGGUCUCAGAGGAGCUCACGGUCAACCCCUAACGCAGAUGAAGAUUGGGAUACGCUGGCUACAGUCGAAGAGUUAAAAGCCUUAAAGGGUGAGUUAGCGGCUUUAAAAUUGGAGAGGAGAAAAAGUGAGAGAAUUUUAGAAGGUAGACCGAGUUUUGACAAGGCUGCCUUCCAUAAAGUAAAAGGAUUGUUGAUGACAAAGAAGAUAUUCUCGAAACUAUUGUCGAGCAAGAAUGAUAAGGGCGAUACGAGUGGCUCCGAUUCAUCAGAAACACCCAGUUCUGCUAAUCCUGAAGAUGCAAAAUCUAGUUCUUCUGCAAAUAGGAGGAUUUCAGUUUCUUAGUGUAAUAGUCCUAUUAUAUGGUGAUAUAUUCAUGGCUCUUAUUUGUCUCAUGGUAAACCCUUUUUGGAUGUCAUAUAGUAUUAGUUUCUUGUGCAAUGUUAGCAUGUUGUUCUAUUAUAAGUAUUAUUAUAUCCAUUACUUUAAAAAAAUAAUAAAUAUUUGGUUACGUGGUUA